UCCAAGAUGGCAAUAAUUAUGCGAGGGAAAUACGAAAUGAACGAUCUUUACUUGUUGUCUGUGGUUGGGGUGGGAGUUCGAGUGCUGAAUCUACAGAAAAUUUUACAGUCUCGCGCAGACCUCUCGACUGACUGUUCAGUCACAUUUAGAAAAAGACUAUAUCGAUUCUGCAACCAGAAGUUUCGAUGCUUCUCUUCUAAUCAAUGACGUUACGAGAUUCGACGUCCAAUCGCAUUUCAGUUUCUGUGCAAAAUAAAAUUACAUCUCGACAAUCGUACAAAGUAGAUAAAUCUGGGUUAAUGCGAAUCUUGCCACCUUCUAUUAUAACCUUGUCCAUAAAUCGACAAGAGAGCGGAAAUCGCUAAGAUUAGUGCUUUGUGUCAUAAAUUGAAUUUAUUCCGGUUUAAUGAGUAAUGAAAAAAUUGAUUCGACGAAUACCGUGUGUCACUCCGUGGAAUUUGGUCUACGUGCAAUCGGCGUAUGGCCGGACACGUCGUACGCAAUUUUGCGCCGAAUUUUGUACAUAUCUUCAAUGGUGGUGUUUCAGACUUUUCAGUAUCGAUAUUUAAUCAUGCAUUUCGGCAAAGAGGAUCUUUUUAUUCUGAUGGACGUAUUGAGCAUAACUCUGGCUUACAGUCUUGUAUUAAUUAAAUUGAUAAUUUUCGCAUGCAAUGCUCAUCUGCUGAAUGAAAUCAUAACGCGUAUAGUCGAAGAUUGGAAGAGACAUGAUGUCUCCGAAGAGUACACAAUGACCAGAAUAGCUUACCUCUCUCGUCGGUUCUCCAACUUAAUAAUUACCAUGUACAUGAUAUCAGUGUUCCUCUAUGCUACUGGUACUCUACUUAGGUAUAAUAGUAACAAUCAGACCGAUGCUCGAGAGCUCAUUCUCAAGAUGGAAUUACCUUUUGAAAUGAAGAGCACAUCGGUAUAUAUCAUUGUUUUAAUUACACAGUUUAUUCAUCAGAUCAGUGCGGCCAGUACAACAGGCGUAUUAAACUCCUUAUUGAUAAUAUUAGUGCUUCACGCCUGUGGGCAGAUCGAUAUAAUGCGCCAUAAGUUGAGUGAAAUUACACAAAAGAACACUGAACGAGAUAUUACCGAAACUAUUAUGAAGACUUUGAUCAUUCGUCAUCAGAGAAUCAUCUCGUUUUCCAAGGAUAUCGAGGUCUUGUAUUCAAGCAUUGCUCUAAUACAAUUUGUCUCAAACACUUUAGUUAUCUGUUGUUUAGGAUUCCUUAUUGUGAUUUCAAUAGGUGUCCCGGGAGGAUCGGCAGUAUUAGUGAAAUCCAUUUUAUUUUAUGUUGUCAUCUGCUUAGACGCAUUUAUCUUCUGUUUCAUCGGAGAAUAUCUCAGCACAAAAAGCAGAAUGAUCGGCGAUGCGGCGUAUGAAUCACUUUGGUACGAAUCAAAUCCGAAUUUGAAUCGAAAUAUUCUUUUAAUGAUUGUAAGAUCGCAGAAGCACUUGACACUCACGGCUGGAAAGUUUAUGGAUCUUUCUUUGCAAGAAUUUGCAAACAUCGUGAAAGCAUCAGCGUCAUAUGUAUCGGUGUUACACGCGAUGUAUUGAAGUAUAUCGUACUUUACGCGUCGCUUACGACCUCGCGUGCAGAAAAGGAUAUAUGUAGUACUCUUUUCCUACCGCCAGCUGUUUACACGAUUAACAAUUUUCCUAUUCAGAGACUCGACGGGGUUUUACAUCAAGUGUAUGCAUGUAGAUGAGCAGGAGUAUCGUUUACCAAAGCAUCGAUUCUUCUGACAACUUUACUUUGCCCGCAGAGCAUAAAAAGGGAGUUAUAAAUACUGAUCUAAAUGGGAUCUUUUAAUCAAUGUAUUUCACUAAUCCUGA
Molecule: messenger RNA, 1846 nt
Organism: Camponotus floridanus (Florida carpenter ant)
Lineage: Eukaryota; Metazoa; Arthropoda; Insecta; Hymenoptera; Formicidae
Product: odorant receptor 13a-like
Exons: 6
Coding region: 407-1567 (386 amino acids)
Biological process (GO): sensory perception of smell; detection of chemical stimulus involved in sensory perception of smell
Cellular component (GO): plasma membrane
Molecular function (GO): odorant binding; olfactory receptor activity
Source: RefSeq, a predicted model, not a curated record